Molecule: messenger RNA, 442 nt
Organism: Dovyalis caffra
Lineage: Eukaryota; Viridiplantae; Streptophyta; Magnoliopsida; Malpighiales; Salicaceae
Source: the annotation of a GenBank genome assembly
AGAUGGGGCAAGUAAGAAAAAUUCGAUAACAGCGAGUGCUGGUGGUCUGAUUCAGGAUUGCAGUGGGAAGUGGCUUCACGGGUUCGUGGCUGAUUUGGAGCAUUGUUCAUCCGCUAAAGCAGAAUAUGAGACAAUUGCACCUCGUAAAUCACAAACAUUUGGUCCAUAUGCACAAACUUUCAAACAUUUGGUUCCUAUGCACAAACUUUCAAAAAUUGGUGGGUGUCCUGGUGUCCUUGAAAACAGUGUGCCCGCUCUGCGAUCUGUUGCUACAAGAAGAAGAGAGGCGAGUCAACUAUUCAAGCCAACACACAACACGCUAGCUUCACUUUCUUCCGCACGCAGACUGCCCCCUUAUAUAAUCUCAUUUCUCUCUCAGUCAAGAAAACCCAUGCUUACUACUUCUUCUUCCAAGUUCUCUAUCACUCUUUCCUCGAAAUAA